UAUAUUGUAUAAAACAGUCGUACGGAAUUUUGAACUGUUUAAAUAAUGGUAUUUUUGGAGACAUUGUCAAAAUGACGGAUGUAAAGGAAGUUAUAAAGUCUAAAAUAUCUGGGAAGAAGGUGAUGAUAUUUUCAAAGUCUACAUGUGGUAAUUGUAAGACAACGAAAGAACUGUUCCCACAAUAUUUCGGUAAAGAAUUGGACCGGAAAGAUUAUGAGGUAUGGGAAAUAGACAGGGAGCCAAAUAAUAUGUGUGCUCAACUACAGGACGAGUUACGUAACAUCACUGGAGAACGUACAGUACCACGUGUGUUCAUCAAUGGUAAGUGUAUAGGCGGUGGGUCGAAGACUUUAACUCUACACAGAUGCGGGAAACUGGCCAAGCUUCUCACGCAGUGAAGGGUCAAGAAAAGCUCAGAAUGAUUACGAUGGCGUCCCCGAAAAGUCGGAAGUUUCUGAAUUCACAAUUUUAUCUUUCUUUCUUAUUGUUAAAAUGUUGAAUUCUGCUUAAGCCGGUGCUGGGGGCGUGGACGGUGGCUUGCAAUUAUUUCUACCGUCAUUGAAAAGGCACAAACUAACCGAGCCAGCAACAGUUUCAAAUUUGCCGUUUUAGGCGUUCUUCACGGACUCAGUUGUUCUUUUUUUUGUGACGUGAAGUCGGCACCUUAUGAUUGGCUUUCUUAAUCAAGUUUUCUUUUGUGAACAAAACAUAGUGUAACAUCACAAUAUUUACAACUGAUAUGUUACAUCUGAAAGUGAAAAUAUUGAAACCGACGAUACCAGUUUGUGGCAAAGUAUGAGGAAAAAAACAAAGUAUACAUUUACAUGGACAAUGCAUGUACAUAGAAGUAAAAAUUUCUAGAAUAUGCCUUCGUGAAUAUACUAGAUCUGUUUGAAUUUAAUAAUUUCAGUGAACAAAUUGAUUCCUGAUUCUAUAAUCGGCAGAACAAUUAUAAAAGUCUACUUUUCAGUUUAAUAAGAAUUGACCC
This is a messenger RNA of Ruditapes philippinarum (Manila clam), 988 nucleotides long. RefSeq lists its product as uncharacterized. Bases 72 to 398 code for a protein of 108 amino acids. Gene Ontology annotation, cellular component: cytoplasm. NCBI's taxonomy places the organism in Eukaryota, Metazoa, Mollusca, Bivalvia, Venerida, Veneridae. Gene Ontology annotation, molecular function: glutathione disulfide oxidoreductase activity. The transcript is spliced from 2 exons. The record is from RefSeq and is a predicted model, not a curated record. Gene Ontology annotation, biological process: cellular response to oxidative stress.